AGCUGGAGUCCACAAGCAGGAAGACCUGAGACAUUGGCUGUCAGAGCCACAGCAGGAAUCCACUCUUGUGAAUGCGUGGGACCUGGGCCACAUCCCACACCGCUCUGUUCCUCCAACCUCACACCCCGGACCCCACCAACGACCUGCACAUUGAUGGACUGGGCCAGAACCAAGUCUGAGCGCCCAGGGCUGUGGGUCUCCGCACUGGCUGUCCUUCUGCUGGGAGCCUGCCAGGCGCACCCCAUCCCUGACUCCAGCCCCCUCCUCCAGUAUGGGGGCCAGGUCCGGCAGCGACACCUCUACACAGACGAUGCCCAAGACACAGAAGCGCAUCUAGAGAUCAGGGCUGAUGGCUCAGUAUGGGGGGCUGCCCACCGGAGCCCUGAAAGUCUCCUGGAGUUAAAAGCCUUGAAGCCAGGAGUCAUUCAGAUUUUGGGGGUCAAGACCUCCAGGUUCCUGUGCCAGACGCCCGAUGGGACUCUGUAUGGAUCGCUCCUCUUUGACCCCAAGGCCUGCAGCUUCCGGGAGCUGCUGCUUGCUGAUGGCUACAAUGUCUACCAGUCCGAAGCUCACGGCCUCCCACUGCGUCUCCCCAGUGACUCCCCAUCCAGGGAUCCAGCACCCCCAGGACCGGCCCGCUUUCUGCCGCUGCCAGGCCUGCCCCCAGCACACCCAGAGCCGCCAGGGAUGCUGCCCCCCGAGCCCCCAGAUGUGGGUUCCUCGGACCCUUUGAACAUGGUGGGGCCUCUACAGGGCCAAAGCCCCAGCUAUGCUUCCUAAAGCCGGGGCUGUUAAUUUAGCCUCUUAUUUAUUGGGGUAUUUAUCUUAUUUAUUUUUCUAUUUUUCUUACUUGGGAUAAUAAAGACUGACAGAGAAGAUCUAAAGAGUGUGUGUCAGUGCUGGAAGGAGGGCUGGGCCCUGUGCCCUGUGUCCACUUGAUCCUGUGACCCUGCCACCCCAACCCCCACCCUGUGGCCUCCUGAGGGCCCAGCUUUCCACUGGGCACCAUCUUCCUACUCCCACAGAUGUCCCCAGGGUCUGCAGGACAAUUCCUGAUCUUUGAUCUUUAAAGAAACAAGAUGUUUUCUCAGGUGAA
Octodon degus (degu) is the source of this 1096-nucleotide messenger RNA. RefSeq names its product fibroblast growth factor 21 (gene Fgf21). The transcript is spliced from 3 exons. Gene Ontology annotation, cellular component: extracellular region; cytoplasm. Gene Ontology annotation, biological process: positive regulation of protein phosphorylation; regulation of cell migration; positive regulation of cell population proliferation. NCBI's taxonomy places the organism in Eukaryota, Metazoa, Chordata, Mammalia, Rodentia, Octodontidae. The record is from RefSeq and is a predicted model, not a curated record. Gene Ontology annotation, molecular function: fibroblast growth factor receptor binding; growth factor activity. Bases 154 to 780 code for a protein of 208 amino acids.